AUGAAGUGGCUCGACAGCUUGAAAGCGGCCGUACCCGGUCUGCUCGCCUCGCCAGGGGCUGACAACGUGGACGCGUCACAGUCUGUCUUAAUUGACGAUGCCGCGAGCAAUGUGAGACAGGUUGCCAUCAUAGGCGCGGGUGCUGCCGGCUCUUCCGCCGCAUACCAUUUGUCAAAAUAUGCAUCUGAUGCUGGCGUUGAACUCAACAUCACUAUUUUUGAGAAGACGGACCACAUCGGUGGCCGAACUCUGACGGUCGACGCCUACGGCAUCCCAUCCGAACCAGUCGAAGUUGGCGCCAGUAUCUUCGUCGAUGUGAACAAGAUUCUGUGGAAUGCCACCCAGGACUUCGAUUUGGAGCUCCGGGAUCCCAACAGCGACGCCGACCGACUCACAGUUAUCUGGGACGGCGAUCAGUUCGUGUUUGAGUCCGCAGCUAGCAGCUCAUGGUGGUGGGAUACGGCGAAGCUGCUGUGGAAGUACGGUACGUCGCCGUACAAGGCACAGAAGCUCAUGCAGUCAACAGUGGCAACGUUCCUCAAAUUGUAUGAGGAGCCAUACUUCCCUUUCAGGUCGUUGAGCACGCGUGCCUUUGAGUUGGAUCUGACGAAAGUCACUGGUGCCACGGGGGAGCAGUUCCUGGCCGACAACGGCGUCUCGGCGGCAUUCUCACAUGAUAUAGUUGAGGCCGCUACGAGAGUCAACUAUGCAUCUAACCUUGACUCUAUUCAUGGCCUUGACACGAUGGUAUCUAUGGCCCCUGAGGGAGCCAAAGCCGUGGUUGGCGGCAACUGGAAGAUCUUCGACCGCAUGGUCGCAAAGUCGGGGGCUCAUGUCUACCUGAACACGUCGGUCUCUUCUGUGUCUGUGGGAUCGAAGCCAGGAGCGGCAAACCUCAAGUACUUGGUGAACGGAGGUUCGGCUGGUGUUGCAUUUGACAAUGUUGUCCUCGCCACACCUUACCAAUUCAGCGACAUCAAGACCUCGGACGACGUCCUCCAGACUGCCAUCGACGAGGUCCCGUACGUGAAGCUAUACGUCACUCUGUUCGCCUCUCCGUUCAGACUCAGCGCGGAGUACCUUGGCCUCAAGCCCGGUGCUCAGGUUCCUACGAGCGUCCUCACUGCUUUCGCCAAGGCUGCCGAUGGCAGCUCCGGUCUUGAGGGCGCGGGCAAGACGGGAAUCUUCUCCAUCAGCACGCUUCGUUCCGUCACAAACCCAUCGACAGGCAAGACGGAAUAUCUGUACAAGAUCUUCUCACCCAUGGAAGUCACAUCCGAGUUCCUCUCGACUGUCCUGGGCGUCGAGGUCCCUAAGACGCUCACCGGCGCGGCCCCUGCUGCCACUCCUGCGGCAGACGACGAUACGGUGGCCGUGGAGCCCGUCUCGUGGGUUCACAAGCACGUCUUCCACUCCUAUCCCAGGGCCCUACCGCGGGUCACGUUCCAGGACCCGAUCGUUGGCAACGGAGUCUACUACACGUCUGGCAUGGAAGGUUUCAUCUCCACAAUGGAAACGAAUGCUUUGAUGGGCAAGAACGUGGCCAGGCUGAUUGUUGAUGAUGCGUUGGGACUGAGCACAGGGCAUGCGGUGACCGAGGAGAAGGAGACGGAGAGCAUGGAAGCUGACGAGACUGUUGUCGUGGCGGCGGAGAGGGAGACGGAAGCCAAGACCGAGGAGUCUCACGCGGCUGCUGAGGAACUCUAG
Molecule: messenger RNA, 1707 nt
Organism: Diaporthe citri
Lineage: Eukaryota; Fungi; Ascomycota; Sordariomycetes; Diaporthales; Diaporthaceae
Exons: 2
Coding region: 1-1707 (568 amino acids)
Biological process (GO): prenylcysteine catabolic process; prenylated protein catabolic process
Molecular function (GO): prenylcysteine oxidase activity
Source: RefSeq, a predicted model, not a curated record